GUGUUCUCACCUGACUCCCUUGUUUGUAUAUUUCCUGCUUUUCUGCGUUACUCGUUGUGUAACGUAUGCCCGUAGGCUAUCAUUUGUCUGAUUGCUUUAAACCUUGUCGUUUGAAUUUGUCCGACUGCCCGUGGAGCAUCUUAAGAUAAGGAUAUAGGGUACCGCAUGUUUUAAUUUCUACAUUAAUAGGCCACUGCGUGGAUCCGUACGUUUCACGGGUCCGUCAACAAGACAAAUCGCCUGGGACGGACUGCGAGACUCCAAGAGCAUCGUUCAUGAAGUUUUAGAAGAUUUUUUUAACGUCAGUGAAACCGAAACUGGACGUUUGUGACCCGAUGAUGCUGGCGAGCAGUUUGCUAAAUGUAGUGUGAAGGAUCACAUGCUUCUUCUCAGCAUGCGCAUGCACGCUUCAUCACAUCUGUCUGGGGGCACGCGGCGUCGAUGUGGGUUAGAUGGUUCGUUCUCACACGAGACUGAUCAGAUCUUCGCGUUUUUGCCUUUAAUUCAAGUAGAGUUCGGACAUGAUCGGAAAGGUCCUCAAGCUGGGAUGAGCCGCUCAAAGUUCAGCAGCGCCGGGCGUGUCUGAGCUCUAUCAGGUUGCAAGAGCAGGCUUUCAUUGUUUGUUUGUUUUUUUAAAAGAGUAAUUUCCGACCUGAAACUUCUCUACUCUGAAACUUCCGUAUUUCGGCAAACACUGUGUAGUCUGGCGCUGAACACGUUGCCAUCAAAUGCGACGAAGAACUCCUCGUUUCUUUUAAUCCUUGGCUCUCAAAAGCGAUCAGAAGAUGUCAAGCACCAAUGGCUCAACGCUGUGUCGUGUGGGUGUAGUAGUGACUUUGGCAGGUGUCAUCUCUAUGGCCAUAAUGUUUUCCCGGUUCUCACCUUCACGCAACUGUCCACCGCCACCUCCUAAACCCAAAGUAAACUCGGUACAAAACUGUGCCAAAAGCAGCAACUCUGUUAAUGAUAUAGCGGAAAAACCUAUAGUUCUGUUAUGGGUUUGGCCUGAGAAUUACAGGUUUGAUUUCAGCGACUGCAAAAAGUUUUACAAUAUUGAUAAUUGCCAUCUGACGGAUGAUAGAGGUCUCUACGACGAAGCAGAUAACGUAAUCGUUUAUCACAGAGACAUUCAAUGGGAUCUGUCCAACCUUCCUCCAUCUCCUCGUCCUCCGUUCCAGAGGUGGCUUUGGUUGCAUUUGGAAUCACCAACCAACACCAAAAGGAUACCGGGUCUGGAAAACCUGUUCAAUCUCACUCUCAGCUACAGACAGGAUGCUGAUAUUCCCGUACGGAUGAGGUUGAUCACCAGUAAGAAACCUAACAAGGAUUUUGUGAUUCCCAAAAAGGACAAACUGGUGUGCUGGAUCGUAAGCAACAACGAUCCUUCAACUGGUGUUGACAGGAGGAACGAUUUUUUCAGAGAAUUCAGGAAAUAUAUCCGAGUGACUUUGUUCGGAAAGGCUUAUGCAAGAUUCCUGGAUUAUAAAGAUUACUAUCCAACCCUGGCUAGCUGCAAAUUUUACCUUGCCUUUGAGAACUCCAUCCACAAGGACUAUAUUACUGAGAAGAUAAACGGACCGCUUGCAGCAGGGACCGUCCCUGUGGUGUUGGGCCCUCCGAGAAGAAACUAUGAAAACUUUGUUCCUGCUGAGUCCUUCAUUCAUGUCGAUGACUUCCCGGAUGCAAAGUCACUAGCUGAAUAUCUGCAUCAGCUGGACAGGGAUGACAAUGCAUAUCAGCAGUACUUUAACUGGAGGAAACAUCUCACUCCAAGUCCUCAUUUAAUAUUACAGACACAAGAGUUUAUUCUGGCUAUCUGCACUGCCUGUGAUCAUGUAGCACGACACAGAGAAUAUAAAGAAGUUCAUGAUCUCUAUGAUUGGUACUUCAGAUAAAGUCAUCUCAGGUUUCACAUUUAAGUGAAUUAAUAAUAACUUUUAUGGAUAUUAUCACUUGUGUUUGUAUCUUUUCAUCUUCAAGUCCUUUUUAAAUCACUUUUUGAUCAUAAACGGAAAGAACAAAUGCUGUAACUUUAUGGGAGCUGUAUUUUCCCUCUGAUAUUGGUGUUGGUUGGCUGUUUCUUAAAUGUAAAUGACAGAAUGUUUAUCAAAAUCACUUUUGCAAAGUCAUGUACGACAAUAAUCUACUUGUUUGUACGUGUAUCUUAUCAGCGACACUAUUUAUGAUGUUGUCGUGUAAAUUCGAAUUACAUGACUCUAAGGCAGCGUCUUUGAAACUGAAACCUCAACUAUGCACUCCUAAAUUUAUUAUAGCCUUAAUAUACAAUUCAUUUUUUCUUUUAUUGAAUUAUAUUUACGACAUAGGUGAAAUGUUUAAACGCUUUUGCCUCCAGCUCGAAAGAGGGCGCCAGAACUUCGAGUCAAACAGGAAGUCCGACGUCAUGACGUACGCAGCGUCGGUGACGUCACGUGCGUGAAGCGUGUUUUUCGUACUACAGAAGAGAUGUUCUGGAUUAAGAUCGGUCCAUUUCAGUUUUAUUUUAAUCCAGGAGUGCAGUAUUAUUUUUAAUUCGUCUGUAAACUCGUCGUCCGUUAGUUUCAUACGGUUUAGAGUUUCGUUUUCUUCAGAUGAAUUAAACCCCGUCGGAAAUCCGUGGCUUAAAGGUUUGUAUCUUUUGUUAAAUGUUGUUGAAUUGUUAGAUUUGGUUAAAUUUCAUGCAGUAUUUUAAUGCAGAAGCCCCGCGAGCUUUCAUAUUCAAUCAUAGUGUCUGAGUUUAUUUAAGGUAUUAGUUUAUUCAGCCAUAAACGAGCAACAAAAUAUUAAAGUGAACUCGGUGUCUUUUUUAAACUGUAGCCAGGUUCAUACACAUGCAUUUUUCAGUCCAACAACUUUCGUUCCUGUUUUCGAGAUGUAUCAUUUCAAUAAACAAUUACCAACCUUA
This is a messenger RNA of Puntigrus tetrazona (Sumatra barb), 2902 nucleotides long. Its product is annotated as 4-galactosyl-N-acetylglucosaminide 3-alpha-L-fucosyltransferase 9-like. The record is from RefSeq and is a predicted model, not a curated record. Gene Ontology annotation, cellular component: membrane. Bases 786 to 1895 code for a protein of 369 amino acids. Gene Ontology annotation, molecular function: alpha-(1->3)-fucosyltransferase activity. The transcript is spliced from 2 exons. NCBI's taxonomy places the organism in Eukaryota, Metazoa, Chordata, Actinopteri, Cypriniformes, Cyprinidae.